AUGUGGGACUGCAGCACGAGUGUGCAGUGUGCUAAAUCCAGACUGAGAAGGUAUGGGGUGGUAGUGGAGCACCUCUCCUGGGAGAAUUUCCUGCCCCCGCAGGACAAGACCAAGUUCCUGGUCCCGCAGGAGCUGACCGUGAUCCAGUUCCUCAGCAUCCUUCAAAGCCACGUGGUCCUCGGGGCCACUGAAGCCUUUUACUUGCUAGUGAACAAGAGUACGGUCAGCAUGAGCAUGACCAUGGCAGAGGUCUACAGGGACUACAGGGACGAGGACGGCUUCGUGUACAUGACCUAUGCCUCCCAGGAGAUGUUCGGCUGA
This is a messenger RNA of Hipposideros armiger (great roundleaf bat), 321 nucleotides long. Its product is annotated as microtubule-associated proteins 1A/1B light chain 3C-like. Bases 1 to 321 code for a protein of 106 amino acids. Lineage: Eukaryota; Metazoa; Chordata; Mammalia; Chiroptera; Hipposideridae. The record is from RefSeq and is a predicted model, not a curated record. The transcript is spliced from 3 exons.